UAGCCUAAAAGACAGCUGAAUACGAAAUCAAUAAUGACAUUUUUGACAACGAAGGUGUGAGCUACAUCGUUAUUCGCAUUGUACAAGCAAAAAUGCCUAUGUGUGAAGAUGGUGAAGUAGAAAAUGUGCGAGUGGUUGUGCGUGUGCGACCACUCAGUGAAAAGGAAGUUGAAGCAGGCUACCGACAGAUCACCAAGGUUGAUACUGUCAACAAGACCAUCUCUGUGGAGAAUCCACAGGCAGCAGAAGGAGAACCACCAAAGACUUUCACAUUUGAUAUUGUUUUUGACACAGAUUCAAGACAGAUGGAUGUGUAUAAUGAGACUGCAAGACCAAUUGUGGACAAAGUGUUGAUGGGGUACAACGGUACAAUCCUGGCCUACGGGCAGACAGGCACAGGGAAGACAUUCACUAUGCAGGGAGACUGCACAGCCCCAGAACUGAAGGGAAUCAUUCCAAAUUCAUUUGCGCACAUAUUUGGUUCUAUAGCUAAAGCAGCAGAACGUAAGAAGUUUUUGGUCCGUGUGGCACACAUUGAGAUAUAUAAUGAAGAAAUUCGGGACCUGCUGGGGAAGGACCAGACUGCUCAUCUCGAGGUAAAGGAGCGGCCUGAUAUUGGGGUGUACAUACGAGAUUUGUCAGGAUAUGUGGUGAACAAUGCUGAUGACAUGGAGCGAAUCAUGACUCUUGGAAACAAGAACAGGGUGGUGGGAGCUACUGCCAUGAAUACUCAGAGUUCCCGUUCUCACGCUAUCUUCACUAUUACAAUUGAGAAUGGAGACAUGGGGGAAGAUGGCAAACAGCACAUCAAGAUGGGAAAGCUCCACCUUGUUGAUCUGGCUGGUUCUGAGCGGCAGAGUAAGACAGGUGCCACAGGAAUACGUCUGAAGGAAGCGACCAAGAUCAAUCUCUCCCUUUCCACACUUGGCAAUGUCAUAUCUGCACUGGUUGAUGGGAAGAGCACGCACAUCCCAUACCGCAACUCAAAGCUGACACGACUGUUGCAGGACUCACUUGGGGGAAAUUCCAAGACUGUUAUGUGUGCCAACAUAGGACCAGCAGAUUACAACUAUGAUGAAACCAUCAGUACAUUACGCUAUGCAAACCGAGCCAAGAACAUUAAGAAUCGUGCUCGUGUGAAUGAGGAUCCAAAGGAUGCUCUGUUACGACAAUUCCAGUCAGAGAUCGAGGAGCUGCGGAAGCAGCUAGAAGAUGUUGGUGUACCCCACAAUGGAAUUGCAAUGGAGGGUGAAAGUGACUCAAGCGAGGGCAGUAAGGAUGGGGAGAGGACCCCUAAGGAGCACAGGGACAAAGACUACAACAACCAGAUUCAAACGAUGGACCACUUGGAUGACCUUGAAUUGCAACUGGAGGAGUUUGAGACAGCUCCAAAGAAUGAGCGUGAAAGUGAAGGUGAUGAUGAUGAAGAAGAAGAAGAAGGUGGGAAAGAAGGAAAGGACAACAGUGAUGAAGAGAAACACCAAGUAGAAUUGAAGAAAACACAAAAUGAGCAUGACAUUCUCAGGGAGAAGCUACAGAAUUUGGAGAAGAAGAUUCUGGUGGGAGGAGAGAAUCUGCUGGAGAAAGCUGAAGUGCAGGAACAGCUGUUGGAGGCAUCUGCCCGUGAACUGGAGCAGCGCCGCCGCAAGGAGGAGCAACUGCGACAAGCGUUGCAGCAGAAAGAGGCAGAGCUGAUUGACAUCGAGGAGCGAUACUCUACACUCCAAGAGGAGGCAGCUGGCAAGACAAAGAAGCUGAAGAAAGUGUUUGGCAUGCUGAUGUCUGCAAAGGCAGAGCUAAGUGACCUGCAAUAUGAGCAGCAGCGUGAGAUGGAGGGACUUCUGGACAGCAUCCGCAGUCUCACGCGUGAGCUGAAGCUCCAAGAGACAAUUAUUGAUGCCUUUAUUCCUCACCAGUAUCAGGAAAUGCUGGAGAGAUAUGUGCACUGGAAUGAGGACAUUGGUGAGUGGCAGCUGAAAUGUGUUGCCUACACUGGCAACAACAUGCGCAAGACACUGCCUGCACACUCCUCUGGUCAGGGAAGGGAGCAAUACCAACAACCAGAUCUGUCAAAUGUGUACCUCUCCUACUCGUCGGAUCGUGUUACCAACUCAAUGCGACCAACACGGGCCAGCACCGCAAGAGGCAGGUCAGCUCAACCACAUCGAUCUGCUGCACCCAGACCUGCAUCAUACCGCAAGCCAAGUGACAUGUCUUAGGUAUGGUGCACAGAUACAAUAAUGUCUAGUCCACUCGGACCAAUGUAGUCCCAGGCAAUUGUUAUAGAUCUCAGUAGGAUUUUUGUCAUUUAUUUGAACUAUUUGCAUAUUGCUGUAUUGUACCACUUACGGCAGCUGUUAUUAUUUCUUUGAAUCAAUGUCACAUCAGUGAAGCUCUUUUGGUACAAUUUUCAAAGGAGCUGGAACAAAUGUGAGCCCUUCUGUUGCACACUGGGCUGUGUGUAUGCCAAUCCUUGACUGACAGACAAUUGCAACAUUGAUAUACAAUCAGUUUUUGAAUCAAAAUAAAUAAAAUCUAGUCAAAACAACAUUGUAGCAAAUGACUGUAUCAUUGAGAUGUGAGUAGCAUUCAGGAAACAACUGUGCAUUCUUAGCAUAAGAUCAUGCCAAGGUCAUCAGGUGGCUAACUGAACUUUCUGAGUAAACUUUUCUUCUAAAAAGAAAGGUAGAGUGAGAAGUCACCAGAUAUUGGUGCAUAUGAAGGCACUGUAUAAAAUGUCUGAAUCUCUCUAGUUGAUCACCUGCAUGGUUAUGUCAGUGAAUAAUGCCCUGCUUGUUGGGCUCUCUGGGAUGAAGUGCCCUGGGAACCCAUUCAGAAGUUACUUUCUAUCAGCUGUUGUAAAAUUUGGAUACAGGAUAAAAUCAUGAGCAUUUUCAUGGUGAAAUUAAAACUUUAUAUUGAGAUAAUAAACAUGCAUAGGGAUAAUGAAAUACAUCCAUCUGCUGACAAAGAUUAUCAUUGUUUUAUAUUGUUUUUGUCCCCUGCAGUAUGGUACUUGUGUGAACUUAUGCCCCACAUUUUCCUUCCCUAACCUUGUUAAAUCAUUCACUUAAUAGGUUGGUGUAAAAGUACAUGCUGUGGACUUGUAUUUGGAUGAUGAUCAGUUCAAGUUUCAGCUGGGGCACCUGCUAUCCUAACUGUAGUUCCCUUAUUUUCCUCAGUCCCUCCAGACAUAUGCUGGGACAGUAUCUUGAUUAGGCCAUGACAGGAUCCUCAUUGUUCAUUUGUUAUCCUGUCUUUCAGAGCUGUCUAGUCAAGCAGCUGAUAGCAUGAUAAAGAAAUCCGCAAAAAGAAAUACUGAAUGAGUCAUGCUCACGGAAUAUUGUCAGUGUUUCACUGUGUGUGACUUAAAAUGCUGUCAUGGUGCUGCCGUAUCUAUAAUCAUUUUAUGCUUCAGUAAUCAGAUGGUUAUUGUAAACAAACUUGUUAUGACAACUAAAGAUAUCAUAAUCCACUUAACUUUAUUAUCAGUGAUCACAUAGUGAAAUGUCAAAACAAAGGUUUUACAUUCUAUCACAUGGUGCUAUCCUCUUAUUCUGAUGGCCUGAAUCAUAGGCAUCCUUGAGUUUCUAGGGACAGAUAUUCUCCCUGGCAAUGAAUUAGUAAGUUGUGGACCAAACCGCCCUACCACUGCAUUGACUUUGAUAUAUUCUGAAUCCCCUUCUAGUUAGCCCCCUAACAAUACCACACUUCAGAGUGUAGUUGUCCCUGUGCUUAACUAAUUAAGCACUACACCAUGAAGGCAUAUGGGGGAGUGGAUGUAUAGAGCUACAUUUUGACCUCAGCACUAGCUGCAGAUGAGUGGUAACCUUCAUGCCCCCAAACUGAGUCUAGUACUUAAUGGGACAUAUAAUUGGUCACCUGCUGCCAUAAAAUGAGUCCAAGGUGACAAAAUUGCAUGUAAGCUAAAGCCCUAAAGUCACAUAGGCUGUGCUGGGCUCUCUCUGGUACCUGUCGUAAGUGGGUUUAUUGAUUAGUCUGAAUUUGAAAAGGUGUUCUUUUAGGUGAUACUGCCCUGUAAGUAGUCCUGUCACCAGUUUCAGCGGGUUCCUCUUUAAUUAAUUCUAAUAGUCCUUUUUGUGGGGGAGGGGGGUUAAGGCCUGUUGUGAACUCCCACUGUUUUCUGUCAUCCAGUCCAUGACAGCCUUCUUGGCCACCCCUGCCAAGAUGUGGCAUACUGCUUCAGAUCAUACAAAUGGACGUUCAAAUCCCAUUAUUGCCAACUGAUAAACAAUUUCAUUGCUUUCAAUUCCCCUUUGAUCAGCACCCAUAGCAACCGAACUCAGAAGUGGCGGUUUAUCGAUAUAUUUAAUAACCAGCUCCAUAGGUUGUAUAACGUCAAAUAAAAUUGAAUUGUAAAGCGGCUCCUCCAGUUCAGUCUCAGGUGAUUUCACGUGAGAUUCAUAGUGAACAAAGUGGCACUGGAGUUAUGUUUUCCUUUGAUUUUCUUUACUCCGCCAUUGCUUCAUACUCAUGUCACUACUUCCUCAAGUGUGUGACAUCCCUGACCAGGCAGCACAUCCUUAUUCUUUAUAAUGGGGGCUUCUUCAACUUAGCCAUUUGGCUGGUGACGGUAAGGAAAAAGUGAACAUUAUAAAACCUUCAGAAAGGUAAUAUAAAAUUUAAUUCAGUUUACCUGUUUUAAUUAUGACAAAUCUGUAUCAUGAUUAAACUGUGUACUGUCACUGGUUAUGUAAGCCAUUUAUGUUGUAAUUAGUUUGUGUAUAUGCAUUUUUUGUUAUGUAAUUUUUGAACUUAUAAAAUUUAUGUGUAUGACAUUACCCAUAAAGUGAAGUCUACUCAUCAGCUUAAGUUUGUUGCCACCAGAGUUACAGCUGCAGGACAUAGAGAGUUGCAUUGUGGCCUAAGACAGAUGAAGUAUGUGGACAUUACAAGAUAAUAGACAGCAAGGAGCAUGAUAUAUGCAGCGCACCUAAAAUUGCUAGGGUAGUAAUAUCAAGGAGGCUGUAAUGGGCUAGACAUGUAACCUGGAGGAGGAGACAUGUAAUGCAUGAAGAAUUUUGGUUGGUAACACACUUGGAAGGAGGAGGUGUAGUUGGUAAAAAUGUCAUGACAUAUGAAGCCUGAAAGGUGGCAGGGAGUUAUAUAUGUGGGGGUGAAUGUAAUGUCACAAUAAACACAAGAUCUGAACUAAUAAGAGAUGAAUGAAAAUAUAAUUUUCAGUAUUUGUGCUUUCGAUUGCUUUUAACGUUUCAUAAUACAAAGCCAUGUACCAAUAGAUUUGCAGUUUUCACAGAAGUGAAUAUUAUGACUGUGGUCUUCUGAGAUGUGAUGCUAUAUAGUCUAGUGGAUGAGUCAGAGGAACCUGGCUUCCUCCAGCUCCAUGGUAAGAGAUAUUCUGGAGAUGAAGGCAGCAGUUUACUUCAUAAUGUUGGUAACCAUGCACUGAACUAUGUGGUGUCACAUCCCAGAAGACCAGAGUCUUGGAGCUAUGUAAUAUUUAGAAAUUUGGGUUUCCACUUCUUGUGAAAUCUCCAGUUUUAAACUCAAAGAGGAAAACCCUGUUACUUAUUCUGGGAACCAAAUGAAAUCCAUUCUGUGGACAGAAUACCAAGUUCCUGACCAUGAAGGCAUCAUGAUUAAAGAAACUGCAAAAGUUUGCAAUUGUCUCUGAUAAUGAUAGAGGUUAUGGGUAAUUAGGCUACCAUGACUUAAUACACAUAUUCACACUUUUAUGGCUGUAUUUUGUAGUGUGGGAUGCAAAUGACAAAAGUUUUGUAAGAGCCAUUUUACAGUCAGUGACUCAUGCUGAUCAUCAGCAAAAGCAAUCAUCCUCAUGGGUAAUAAAACUGUAAUUGGUGGUGUUUGGGAUAAUA
This is a messenger RNA of Cryptotermes secundus, 5858 nucleotides long. It is a transcript of the gene Klp64D, whose product is annotated as kinesin-like protein KIF3A. Bases 93 to 2219 code for a protein of 708 amino acids. Gene Ontology annotation, molecular function: microtubule binding; microtubule motor activity; ATP binding. The transcript has 13 exons. Gene Ontology annotation, biological process: microtubule-based movement. The record is from RefSeq and is a predicted model, not a curated record. Lineage: Eukaryota; Metazoa; Arthropoda; Insecta; Blattodea; Kalotermitidae.